AUGGAGGAUCCGAUCAAGACCCUCGGCUGUGACUGCCGGAGCAUGCGCCGCGUCUAUAAUAAGUCAAUGAUGGAUCGAAAUCCGGAUAUUGCUGGCAUCGGUCUCAUAAUGCUAUGCAGCAACGCACAGCUGGUCGAUGGUCUUAGUCGCCAGCCAGUUCGGCCAGGGAAAUUAUCAGUGAAAUACUCGGUAUCCAAGUUGACAAUUGCAGUACUAGCACUCGACCAAAUAUAUCCUGGACUAGGCUAG
Molecule: messenger RNA, 249 nt
Organism: Pyricularia grisea
Lineage: Eukaryota; Fungi; Ascomycota; Sordariomycetes; Magnaporthales; Pyriculariaceae
Exons: 2
Coding region: 1-249 (82 amino acids)
Source: RefSeq, a predicted model, not a curated record